AUAUGCACAACUAAAUUACAGGGAUUAAGACUAGUCCCAGACUAUGCGAUCUUUCUGUAUCCUCAUGUGUGUUGUUUUAUGCUUGCGGCAGCAUAAAUUACCCGUCUGGGAUAACUGAAUUAAAAAACUAACGUUUUCAAUAUCAAUCUCCUUGAAAUUCCUCAAGGCUUAAUCCACGUGUGGGAGAAUAGCCCAAAGUGUGAUACGGUUUUCCCAUUGCACUUUUCCGAGUCCCACAGACUGAAGCACACCAAGCAUGCACAUGAUGUGUGGUUAACCAGGGAACUCAUCUGAAAUGACCAGGCAUGUUGUCAAACGCAGCUCUUUCCUCACACUUCGCCCCAGGCCAUUGAUUGCACAUUGUAGGGUAGCUGUAGUGCAUCUUACUGUCAGUUGUGUUGUUGAGUAUAAAGGUGGUGUAUGGGGCUCAAUCUGAAUAGAGUUUAUUCCCACAGGAAUUUGUGCUACACUACAAGUUUACAGGACAAUUUAUCCCUACAGGCGACUACAGUGUGUCUCUACAGAAGUCUGUGCUACAGUAAAGUUUACAGGAGACUACUGUUUUACCUCACCUGAAAUUCGAUAAAGUGAAGUUGACAUGUCCAUCGGAGGGAUGUUGUCCAUCUUGACUUUUUUGUUCCUGCUUCAGUGCGGCUGUGUCUCAGUACUUCCGUUGUUUAGGUUCAGCUUCCGUCCAGCGGCGGAUUUGGCCCAAAGAGUGUCUCUUACUGAGCUGAACCGGCGCACAGGCUCACCGUUUCUCUUCCGGGCAAACAGGCGAACCGUGCAACUUAUUUCGGAGGUGGGAUUCAACACGUAUGACAUGGAUCUCCACUUUGGAGUUCGAGAGAGCGUCUGCCCCAUCGGAAGCGAUUAUCUGGAUAGAUGUGCCACUAAAUGGAGCCCUUCUGCGGUGGAGGGGUUCUGCUCCAGCCGAGUGCGUGUCUCUACAGGCUAUGCUCUGCCCCUGAAGCUGCGCUGCAUGAUUGACAGCUCCAGCAGCGAAUCCAGCAGCAGCGAGGAGGAGCUGGUCAGGGUUAGGGCACCAGUUGCUGCUCAAGUCCCGGGCAUCGUGCUGUGCAGGGGGGCUGCCAGGUGUACUCAACUCCUCUGGUAGUCACCAUAUUGCUACUAAGUCUAUAAAGCAGUACCCACUCUAUCUAGAGUACACAAAUCGUAAGUAGAUAGUGUUGCCUCCUAUAAAGCAGUAUCUAGUCUAUCUAGAGUACACAAAGUCUAAGUGGAUAGUGCUGCCUCCUAUAAAGCAGUUCCCACUCUAUCUAGAGUACACAAAGUCUAAGUGGAUAGUGCUGCCUCCUAUAAAGCAGUUCCCACUCUAUCUAGAGUACACAAAGUCUAAGUGGAUAGAGUUGCCUCCUUGAUAAUCAGUAACUGUGAUGUCAAGUGUGCGUUGUUAUCUUUGUGUAAUAGCACUUACACUCUCCAGGUGAACAGUAAGCCUACAGUUGUAAAGUCUGUUGAUGUUAUUCAUUGUAACUCAGUAUAUUAUACAAUUCUUAAUGUUAUAAUGUUGGUUCCGAUCAGUAACUGUGAUGUUAAACGUUCUUUGUUGUUUGUGUAAUAGCACUUACAGACUCCAGGUGAACUGUACGCCUGUAGAUACUAUUCCUUGUAACUCAACAUUACUCAUUACUUAAUAGUGUGGAAAUGCAGAAUGCUUAUAGGAUGCAGAUGCAUAUCUAACAUAAAAAUGUGGCAAACCAAUUAUGAGUUAUAAACGUUUGUGUAUCCAAAAAUGUAUUAUAAAACACACAGAUACUUUGGUAACACUUUACUUGACGGGUGAGUUCAUAACACAUUCAUAAAAGCUGUCAUA
Alosa sapidissima (American shad) is the source of this 1837-nucleotide messenger RNA. Its product is annotated as secreted phosphoprotein 24. Gene Ontology annotation, cellular component: extracellular region. The transcript has 4 exons. Bases 599 to 1117 code for a protein of 172 amino acids. Gene Ontology annotation, biological process: bone remodeling. The record is from RefSeq and is a predicted model, not a curated record. NCBI's taxonomy places the organism in Eukaryota, Metazoa, Chordata, Actinopteri, Clupeiformes, Clupeidae.